GCUCUACUGAUGGUAUACAUCUACCUAAAAUAAUUUCUUCAGAACCAAGUUUAGAGUCUGAAUCAGAUAAUAAUUACAUGGACUGUUCAAUAAGGAGUUUUAAAAAUCAAGAACAAACCAUUGUUAUCAACUGAGAAGUUAUGAAAGAAACUAUGAGAACAGCAAUAGGCAUGGAUAUAACAGCUCAUAAAAUUACAGCAACCCUGAUAAUGCUAGUCACCACAGCUGGAGGUGAUCCAAAUAAGUUGCCUCUUUCUUAUACUUCAGCUUUCCAAAUGAAAAACAAUAUUAUUGACAAAGAUGUUGAAAAUAUUAAGAUUUUGAUAAAAAAAAAAGAGAUCGAACAAGGUAAGGUGAAAAUUCAGCUACACUUUGACGGAAAGUUAACCAAGGUUUGCAUAUAUUUAAUUUUAACUGGUGUUUUAAUUGAAAACAACUGUUUUUCUUACAAUGUUAAUCUAAUCCUAAUUCUAGGACUUGAUAUCGAAUCACGGUGAUGUUGCAACUUAUAGGAUUUUUUGUGAUAGGAUUUGUGAGAUCUGGAGGUACUGAUCAUCACUUUGGCGCUCCAAGAAUUUAUUCUGGUACAGUGCUAAAUCACUUCAAGCCUAUAAUUCGUGUUGCUAUAUACAGACUGCGAAACGAUGUUGGUAAACCAUUGUUGAUGCUUGCUUGUAGACAUCAUGUUUUAGAAGCCAUAUUAAAACAUUAUUGGUUAGCAGUUACCAUAGACAAAACCACAGGACCUGACAACACACUCUUUAAAGGCUUGAAAAGUAAGUGGAAUGAUAUUGAUGUGAAAAACUGUGUCAUCACUCACUUCAAAUGGCAAUCUAUUUAUGAUUCUUGGUUUAAUGAACAAGCAGAAAAAGCAAGAAAAUGUUUAAUGACGAUUGUGAAUGAAGGAGUCUUUAAAAACUCUCAGAGACACGAGAAGAGAGCAGACUACCAGGAACUGCUGAGCUAGCUCUCAUGUUCUUGAAAUCGACAUUCAAGCCUCUCAGCAUACACAAGCCUGGAGCAGUACAUCAUGCUCGUUUUAUGGCAAAGAUUAUCUACUAUCUAAAGAUAAUGCUUCUUCUUAAUUCGACCAAGCAAAUCCUUUAAUUGAGCUAGGAGUAGAUUAAUGAGGUGAAAAAGAUUUUUAUUUCAAUUUUCUAUACUCCUCAAUUUCUGAAAGCUAAAAAAUCAGAU
Hydra vulgaris (swiftwater hydra) is the source of this 1194-nucleotide messenger RNA. RefSeq lists its product as uncharacterized. The record is from RefSeq and is a predicted model, not a curated record. NCBI's taxonomy places the organism in Eukaryota, Metazoa, Cnidaria, Hydrozoa, Anthoathecata, Hydridae.